GGGGUUCGCCGCGGGCCGGGCGGGAGGAGCCGCGAGGGGCGGCAGGCGGAGCCCCGGCCGGGCUCGUUCCGCUGCCCUGCCGCAGCCCGGCCCGGAUCCCACCCUGCGCCGGUACCCCCAGCCAUCCACUCUCGGACCUCCGGCAGCGCCCCCCGGGAGCGAAGCGGGGCCGGGCUCUCCUCUGCCUGCCAGGGCGGGGCUUGUUCGUCGUCCCCGGUCCUGGCGGAGAGGCCCUUACGUGUUGCCAUGGCCGAGGGGGCCGCGGCGGCCCCGGCGUGCUUCAGCGAGGAUGAUUUUUACUGCCCGGUGUGCCAGGAGGUGUUCAAAACGCCCGUGAGGACCGCCAACUGCCAGCACGUGUUUUGCAGGAAGUGCUUCUUGACAGCUAUAAGAGAAAGUGGAACACAUUGUCCUCUCUGCCGGGGGAGCGUGACUAAAAAAGAAAGAACAUAUCCCAAAAGGGCUCUAGAUGUUGAAAACAGUAUGAAGAAAGCUUCUGGGGGCUGUAGAUGCUGUGAGAAGCAGGUUAGAUUUUCAUGGAUGAGACAGCAUUAUAAAACGUGUAAGAAGUAUCAGGAUGAAUAUGGUGUUUCUUCAAUUAUUCCAAACUUACAGAUUUCCCAAGAUGCAACAGGGAACAGUAGCAGGAGUGAUAUGAUAUCUGAUACUGGCGAGAUGGCUAAUAAUCAAAUACUUCAAGGAGAAACAAGUGGACACCCAACCUUCAAAUGCCCCCUGUGUCAGGAAGCCAAUUUUACUAGACAGCGCUUGCUGGAUCACUGUAAUAAUAGACAUCUUUAUCAGAUCGUUCCUGUGAUCUGUCCUAUUUGUGUAUCUCUUCCUUGGGCAGAUACUAACCAGGUUACUAGAAAUCUUGUUAGCCAUCUAAAUCUAAGACAUCGAUUUGACUACGGAGAAUUUGUGAAUCUUCAGCUUGAUGAAGAAGCCCAAUACCAAAAUGCAGUUCAAGAAUCCUGUCAUGUGAACUUUUAAAGUAGAGCCCCCUUCAUCUUCAUACUGAUUAUCUGCGAGAAAAAUUACUUUAUUCUGUUGGUGAUCCAAAGGGUAUAUUAAUAAAAAUUGUUCAGUAACCACUUUUCGAGCUAAGCUUCUUUUCACGCUCAUAAAGACUUCUGAUAAAUGAUUUUAUUGAAACUCAGCCUUGACAUCUUGACUUGAGUUCUGCCCCUGUGGAAUUAGGGACAUUUUUGGAACUUCUCACUCUUGUCUUGAUUUUCUCUAACUUUUACUACUCUUAUUAAUUACAUGUUCAUAUGAUUAAUGUAGGAUGUUUUAAUUCACCAAAACCAACUUUGAAAGUAUCUCUAGAAAGACAUGUAGUGAUGCUCUGUUGGGGUUCUUCAAGUUCAGCUGUCUUCUAAGGUGUCUUACAAGAUGAUAAUUUAAUUUUUUUUCUCUUCCUGCUGAGGACAGGCAUUUGUCCUUCCAAGAACUAAUUUUAUUUUGAUGUUGUGAUUUGUUUUUUACUAUUCCUAUGUGACUGAAAAUAACAUCUUAAAAUAUUAAAAUAUUUCUUUUCUAUAGAUCAACAAUGCAGAGCAGGGCUUUUUUCACCUUUCAUUGAGAAAGAAUGAUGCCAUUGCCUAGGAAUAACUAAAUUUGUUUUUUCCUCUUUGGGAAUAACUAAAAUAGGAUGCUUGCUUACUAAUGUGAUGAGUGAAGAGUAUUCUCUGUACUCCUAACUCCUAAGGAAGAUUACAUAUUUUCUGAGCAAGUCAAGAUGACGUGCAAAAAGGUAUACUUUUUUGGCCUAUGCCUGUGACAAGAUUUUACUGGAGCUUUUUAAGAACUUGUGGUCUUGCAUUUGAAAGUUAAGUUUUGGUCUGUCCUGUCUUUCAUGGAAGGCAACAACUAAACUGGCUUCACACCUACCCAAACUUUUAUUUUUGUAAAGCUGUUUAAAAACUGUACAUCUCCUGCAUCCAAAGGUUUCUAAAAGCAGUUAAUGAGAAAGAAACUUACUCUAAAAUAGUUACCAACAUAUUUUAACAGUUCCUGUUCCAGAUUUCCACCUUCCCAACAAGAGCAUUGUUAAAAUUGGAGAAAAUAGUAAUAAUGCAAUUUUGAAUCUAAAUGGAAAAUCCAUUUGUAAAAACUUUGAAGAUCUUUUAUAUAAUGCUAAAAGGGAGAAGGGGAAAGAAGGCUGCACAGCAUACUUUUCAAAAUUUUAAAUAGUGUUCUGAACAUACAGCUGUUAGGACUGACUGCAUUCUGUUUCCAUUACCCAUUAUCAAGCUAUCAUUAUUAAUGAGCAUUGCUUAUGUGGUGGAAAACACCCCCAGUAAUUUUCUUAGUCUAGAUGGUAAUUUAUAUGUAGUAAUAUCAGUUGUGCAGCCAAAGUACAGUCUGCUUCUCGUGCCCUGCCUCCCUGUUACUCUCCAAAUAGAGGUUUUGAUUCUUUAAAUGCUGAGGUAUUUCAUAUUCCAAAACUGGAAUUUGAAAGGUUGAACUGCCUCAGUUUACAAUGUAAUAUGUUUCAGAACUGCAAGUUCUAAUUUAUUGAGUGUUGUAACUAACCCACUAUACAUUUUAGCUUUACUUUUCUAUCUUAAUUUUUUUAUGAGAGUAAAACAUUAUUGAAGGCAUUGCUGGCUAAAAUUCAGAGCAAAUUGUCUAUUUCAAAAAACUUCUCUGAAGGUUAUAUCCUUUUAUAACAACAUUUUUUGCAUUUUUUACCAUCUCACUACAGUAUUUUGACAGCAGACCACACUUGGAACUUGUAUUCCAGUUCCUUAUUUGCCCCCAUACACGUCUGUGUAUUCUCACUUGUCUGUCAGCUCUAGUGCAUGUGCAACCACAUACUGAUUUGGAGUGGUUCACUGAGCCAACAAAAAAAAGAUUCAGAUUUUUAAUUUUGCUCUGUAAAGCCAACUAUGAAACAGUGCCCUUAAACGUCAAGGUACCUGAUGCUGAAGUUUUACCUUUUUAAAAUAAAAACACAUACUAUGGUGAUUUAUUACUGCAUAUGUUUCCCAAGGAGUUUAACAGUUACAUAUAAGUUUAGCUAACUUUUUUAGAUUCAAUAAAAUGUUUAUAUGAUCUGGCAAUAAAUGCCUACAGCCAAUACAGAUUCUGAAUGCCUCAUGGACACUGGAACUAGUUAUUUCUAUUACUUGAAUAUAUCUUUGGGAAUUGCAAAUGGAAUGACAUCUGUUUUAAAACUCUGGGAAGCAAUUUUUUCUAUAGCAAUAAUUAGUUGUCACUUGAUGAGCAUUUUAGUCAUGUUUAAAUGUUGAGAGACUUGAAUACACAUUUUAAAGCAACAAAUGUGUAUUAAUGCAAUACAAAAAGAACUUCCAAAACAUUUAUCCUCUUUAUUUAAAAUUUGUAUUGGCAGGUGCUGCCUUGCUUAAGAUUUUGUACUUUUAAUAUUAAGAGAUUGCAUCCAAUACAUUCACUAGGUAAGCAUUUAAUGAAAAUUAAACUAUCUGAAUAUGUUGCUGCUGGUCAUGAUCUUUCUCACUGAAACUCAGACAUGUGCAAAAAGCUGUGUAUUUGUGAUGGGGAUGCCCAAAACAUGAAAUCUGUACUAGAAGAUUGCUUCUUAACAAUGUUUUCAUGCUCCUGUUGCAUUAUGUAUGGUUUCAGUACGUUAUGUUUGAAUUGUACCUUCUGGGUUUUUUCCUAUUAAAGUAUUUUAUUUUCUAUUUGUCUUUUUGUUGAAUAAUAAAGAUGAUCAGUUUCCUUGGUGCUA
Messenger RNA from Parus major (Great Tit), 3715 nucleotides. RefSeq names its product ring finger protein 138 (gene RNF138). The transcript has 7 exons. The coding region runs from base 247 to 993 and encodes 248 amino acids. Lineage: Eukaryota; Metazoa; Chordata; Aves; Passeriformes; Paridae. The record is from RefSeq and is a predicted model, not a curated record.